Messenger RNA from Spinacia oleracea (spinach), 795 nucleotides. RefSeq lists its product as uncharacterized. The transcript has a single exon. The record is from RefSeq and is a predicted model, not a curated record. Bases 1 to 795 code for a protein of 264 amino acids. NCBI's taxonomy places the organism in Eukaryota, Viridiplantae, Streptophyta, Magnoliopsida, Caryophyllales, Amaranthaceae.
AUGAUUGAGACCCAACUUGCCCAACUUGCUAACACCAUAAAAGAAAAUCAUGUGCACACGAGUCUCCCACCUCAAGGUCAAGAUCCACCAAAGCAAAUGUAUUCCAUAGUUACUAGGAGUGGGAAGAUUUUAGGUGAUGGUGUUAAGUCGAGUGAUGUCUCAAAAUCUAUGGGGACAGAACCACCAAGGGUUUUUGAGUCUAAUGGCAAUGAUAUGAUAGAAGAAGAGUCUUCCGUUGAUGAUGUGAAUGAUGUUUUGAAGCCAACGAAGGCUACUCUUCUACCUCUACCCACUCCUAAACUCCCCUUUCCUCACAGAUUUACAAGACACAAGUUGGACCUUCAAUUUUCAAAAUUCCUUCAUGUGCUUAGCAAGAUGUAUGUCUCAUUGUCCUUAUCCCAGGCACUUAAUCAAAUGCCCAAUUAUUCUAGAUUUUUGAGAGAGAUUUUGAGUGGCAAGAGGGAUUGUGGGCCCAAGGAGACCGUGCAACUCACGAAGAAUUAUAGCGCCCUAAUCCAAAGCCCAUUUCCUCCAAAACUCAAAGAUCCUGGGAGUUUUUCAAUCCCUUGGAGUAUUCAAAUGCUCAAAUUUGACAAUGCUUUUUGUGAUUUGGGGGCAAGUGUGAGCAUCAUACCAUACAAGAUCUAUGACACGCUUAAUCUAGGUGAUCUCUCCCCUACUUCUAUGUCAUUGCAACUAGCCGAUCGUUCGGUUAUGUAUCCUUUGGGUAGGGUUGAGGAUGUUCCCCUCGUUAUCGGCUACCUUUCUUGUCGAUUUCGUAGUCUUGGACAUUGA